AUGGCGAGCCCGGUGCCCGCCGUGCCCGCCGCGCCCGACGCGCCUGGAUGCCCCGAGCCGCCGCCCCGGGCGCCCCCCGAGGAGCCGCCGCAGCCCCCGGGGCGGCAGGUGGAGACGUUUGCGCGCGCGGUGGCCGCCGCGGCGACCUGGCUGCUGGCGGAGCCGCUGCAGUGCCUGGGCGGCCGCGCCGAUGAGCUGCUGAGCUGGGAAAGGCCGUGGCGCAGCCUGCUCGGCUUCCUGGGGGCCAACCUGCUGUUCUGGUUCCUGGCCCUGACCCCGUGGAGAGUGUACCACCUGCUCUCCAUGCUCAUCCUGGGUCGUGUCAUCAUGCAGAUCAUAAAGGACAUGGUCCUGUCCAGAGCAAGAGGUGCUCAGCUGUGGAGAAGCCUCAGUGAAAGCUGGGAAGUUGUCAACACCAAACCAGAAGAAAGACCCAGGUUCAGUCAAUGUAUUACAGAAUCAUGGAUGAAUUUCAGCGUAUUUCUUCAAGAAAUGUCUCUUUUUAAACAGCAGAGUCCUGGCAAGUUUUGUCUCGUGGUCUGCAGCAUGUGCACAUUUUUUACAGUCUUGGGAAGUUACGUCCCGGGGGUUAUACUCAGCUACUUACUACUGCUGCUCGCAUUUCUGUGCCCAUUGUUGAAGUGUAAUGACAUUGGGCAAAAAGUGUACAGCAAAAUCAAGUCCAUUCUGCUGAAGCUAGAUUUUGGAAUUGGAGACUAUAUUAAUCAGAAAAAACGUGAGCGCUCUGAAGCAGCUAAAGAAAAAAGUCACAAAGACGACAGCGAAUUAGACUUUUCAGCUCUUUGUCCUAAGAUUAGCCUCACAGCAGAUGCCAAAUUGUUGUCUGUAUCGGACACGGAUGUAUCUGAGGUUUCCUGGACCGACAAUGGGACUUUCAACAUCUCGGAAGGACACACUCCUCAGACAGAUACUUCGGACGAUCUUGAACGACCUGGAGAGGAAGUUUUCUCUAGAGACUUUCCAGAUUUUCCAGCUCUGGAAAAAGGCCCAGGAACCCUGGAUGAAGAGGAAUUCAGUGUUGGUUUACCUGGGGAGCCCCAGAGCAGAAAGGCAAGGCGGGACAGAUGCCCUCCUGGUGGAGGAGAGGGGCAGGUGGGGGCUGCUGGCCCCUCACUGCCCCCUGGCAGUGACCCAAACUUUCAGCUGAUGACAAACCUGGCUGGGGAUGUCAUCACGGCCGCCGUGACAGCUGCUAUCAAAAACAAGGUCGAGGGUGUGCAGCAGGUGCUGACCCAGGCACUACCCGUCCUUGCAGAGGACACAGACUCUGAAGAGGCCGAUGACUUCGAACUCCUGGACCAGUCAGAGCUAGAUCAGAUCGACAGUGAGUUGGGACUCUCAGCUGAGCCAGAGGCAGAAGCUGCACCCACCAACAAGUCUUCCAGCUUCUUCUCGAACCUGCUUGGAGGAGGUCAUUAGACUGAACUCCAAAACAGAUAA
Messenger RNA from Suncus etruscus (white-toothed pygmy shrew), 1461 nucleotides. RefSeq names its product reticulophagy regulator 1 (gene RETREG1). Gene Ontology annotation, biological process: negative regulation of neuron apoptotic process; reticulophagy. Gene Ontology annotation, cellular component: endoplasmic reticulum membrane. The record is from RefSeq and is a predicted model, not a curated record. The coding region runs from base 1 to 1440 and encodes 479 amino acids. The transcript has 9 exons. NCBI's taxonomy places the organism in Eukaryota, Metazoa, Chordata, Mammalia, Eulipotyphla, Soricidae.